Messenger RNA from Coturnix japonica (Japanese quail), 1501 nucleotides. The record is from RefSeq and is a predicted model, not a curated record. Lineage: Eukaryota; Metazoa; Chordata; Aves; Galliformes; Phasianidae.
AACUCAUUUCAAGCGGCAGAUUUAUACAAAUACUUUGCCACUCAUACCUCACCUCCAGCUGUGUCCACAGGCAGCUUCUGCAUCCCGCUCUACAUCCCCUACGUGCUGACGGGAGAGUGGAGGCUCGGCCGGGGCUUGUGCAAGCUGUGGCUGGUGGUGGAUUACCUGGUGUGCACCGCCUUCUUCAACAUCGUCCUUAUCAGCUUCGACAGGUUCAUCUCUGUCACUAAGGCGGUAAGGGCUGCACUCCAGGACACAAACAGCAAACGCCCGGGGUUAGCAGAGAGAUGCCCAGCACUGAGCAGCUGCAGGAGGGUCUUGGUUGGGUAUUUUACUCUAUACUACUGCUGCUGUGGUUUACUGAGCAUCCUUCCAGAAGGAGAAUGUCAUGCAGAGUUCUUCUACAACUGGUAUUUCCUAAUGAUUGCUUCUACCAUUGAAUUCUUUACACCUUUCAUCACUGUUACAUACUUCAACUUAAGCAUCUACCUCAAUAUUAGGAAACGCAUAUCCCUUAGAAAUGGAAACUCAUCUCCUGGCCAAGAGGACUGUGAAAUGAGUUUCCAAGGAAAAAAACGGGAACACACCAUAUUUUUUGUAAAACCUGCUAACAGACAAAAGCACGAGAAGAAGAAAGCAAGCAGCCUUUCUCCCCUGCAGAAGGCUUCAAGGCUCAGCCUAUGUAAAUCUGACCAUCAGUCAUUAAAUCUGAAUGUCAAUCAAGACCUUACACCACUUCAGGAGGACGUAGAGACCAAGCCUCAUAGGAACAGUUUCUAUAAAAUGACAGAAAAUACAGGUGACACCACAGUGAGAGCAGACACUGCUAUGACAACUGGGGAGUGUCUCACUAUUAAUAUUUCUAAGUAAACACCAGUAAGAAACUUAAUUGUUAGUUUGGAUUUGUUAUAUUUUACCCACAGCCACUCGGUAAGGUCUUCAAGGUCUUAGCAGCUAAGUGUAUGUAUUUUGGGAAGGAAAUUCCCAAUCCCUAAUUAAAUAACGGUACCCAGAAAAAGCUUAGAACAAGAGGUACCAGAACAGUCAGGUUACCAGAACAGCUGAACAACUGUACCAAUAAAGGAGCACUGACAUGGGUGGAAAAGGUAAUUUGUUUCCACCUUCAUUAAUAUUUUCUACAGUUUAAAAGACACUUACUUCUGAGGACAAUUCAUAGCUAUUGAACAGCCACAGUCAACCACUGCUGCUGCCAUAAAGCAUGUUUGCACAUCUGAUCUUAAAGUUCACAAAUGAUGAAGUUCAUUUUGUAAAAUUUCAAUAAAGGUAAUUACAAACCAUGAAAGAGUUACAACUGUCAUCUUAACCAAGAGCAUAUAGAAAUAAGCACUGGCUUAUAACAUUAACAGAACUACAGCUGAAACCACACAACUAUUAUUAAAAAGUAAUUCCUGAGUUAUAAGUUACCUUAAGAAUUAAACUUAGUUUCCCAAAUAUUCUAGGAUAAGAGGGUGUAUUCCAAUCAUAUGAGUGUAUCUACAUG